This is a messenger RNA of Chenopodium quinoa (quinoa), 2145 nucleotides long. Its product is annotated as FAD synthase-like. Lineage: Eukaryota; Viridiplantae; Streptophyta; Magnoliopsida; Caryophyllales; Amaranthaceae. Gene Ontology annotation, molecular function: FMN adenylyltransferase activity. Bases 157 to 1692 code for a protein of 511 amino acids. The transcript has 17 exons. The record is from RefSeq and is a predicted model, not a curated record. Gene Ontology annotation, biological process: FAD biosynthetic process.
ACCCUUUUCUUGGAAAUUCUCUUAACUACGAAGUAUUAUAAUACUCUUACAUUUUCUUAUUCUUUAAUCUUUUUCCACCCCUUUGGUUAUCUCUGCUUAACAUCAGACUUUGAAUCUGCUUCUGCUGUGAAAUUAGACUCUUCUGUUCUUGUUUGAAUGGAGAUCGAUAAAGCAAUUGGAGAUUGCAAUGAUCAAAGGUUGAAAACUAAGUAUAACAACGCUGUCUAUGUUAUUCAGAGAGCUCUUGCUCUUUACAACAUUGAAGAGGUUGCUUUCAGCUUCAAUGGAGGAAAAGAUUCAAUUGUUUUGUUGCAUCUUCUAAGAGCUGGGUAUUAUCUCCAUAAAUUGGAGCAAGUAAAGCAUGAUGAAGAUCUUGGAUGUAAUCAAUCCAAAUUUCCAAUUAGGACAAUAUAUUUUGAGAGCCCUUGUGCUUUCCCUGAAAUAAAUUCAUUCACAUAUGAAACAGCUGCUAUCUAUAAUUUGCAAUUGGACAUCCUUCGUCAGGAUUUUAAAUCUGGUCUGGAAGGUUUGUUGAGGACUAAGCCUAUAAGAGCCAUUUUUCUCGGUGUCCGUAUAGGUGAUCCUACCGCGGUAGGCCAAGAGCAGUUCUCUCCUAGCUCUCCAGGAUGGCCACCAUUUAUGAGAGUGAACCCCAUCUUAGAUUGGUCUUAUAGAGAUGUAUGGGCGUUCCUACUAACAUCCAAGGUACCUUACUGCAGCCUUUAUGAUCAAGGCUAUACUUCCAUUGGAAGUGUAUAUGACACAGUUCCAAAUAGUCUUCUGUCUGUUAGUAAUCCCACUAGCGGUAAAGUGGAAUAUAGGCCAGCGUACAUGCUUGCAGAUGGAAGAUCAGAAAGAGCUGGGAGGACAAGGAAAUCUAAAGUAGCUGACAGUAGUAUUUCUCUUAGCAAUGGAACAACUGAUGUGGAAUCACAACAAACUUGUAUUCCAACAGCAUCAGUUAUUGGUGUCGGGGAUGAGAUUCUGCUUGGCAAGGUUGAGGAUCUCGUGGGACCAUCAUUGUGCAAAAAACUUCAUUCCAUUGGUUGGACAGUGACACAAUUCGAUGUCCUCCGAAGUGAUAUAGAUUCUGUUGCUGAAAGUGUUGAACGACAAAAAUCUACCAGUGAUAUGGUAUUUAUCUAUGGUGGAAUUGGUCCGUUACACUCAGAUGCUACUCUUUCCGGCAUCGCAAAAUCAUUUGGUGUCCGUUUGGCACCUGAUGAAGAAUUUGAAGAAUACCUGACAAGCAUAGCGGGCUAUCAGUCAACUGGUGACAAGAAUGAGAUGGCACAACUACCAGAGGGCAUCACCGAACUGUUGCAUCAUGAGAAACUUCCUGUGCCAUUGAUGAAGUGUCAGAAUGUUAUAAUUCUCAUGGCAACAAAUCUAGCAGAGCUGGACAAAGAAUGGGAUUGCUUGAUUGAGCUUGCAGCCUCUAGUGGGCUCCUAAUGUUGACAAAGCCUUUUUCUUCAAAGUAUCUUUCAACUACUCUUUCAGAUGUAGAAGUUGCUCAGCCAUUAUCAGCAAUGCGUAUUGAUUUUCCCGAUUUGUUUAUUGGGUGUUAUCGGAAGUCCAGGCGUGGGCCUCUUGUGAUUACGCUGGAAGGAAAGGACCAAGGGAAAGUGCAAUUGGCAACUGAGGCACUCGUGAAGAAGUUUCCUGCAGGGACAAUAUCUGAAACUAUUUAGAGUUAGGAUACAAAUUAUCAAAUUCCUCAGGGUCAGAAUUCUUUCAUUGUUGUUUGCUGUCCGAAUAUCAAAUUUUGGCAGCCGAAUUAGCUUCUCAUCUUCUAACUACAGUGAUUGUGGUAGCAGAAUCAAUGUUGAGAAAAGCUGAAUCCUCUUUCAUGACAAGAAUAGGGAUCAAAGUAGAAGGGCUAAGAAGGUGAAAAGGCUUAAAUUAUGUUGGGGAAGCCACAAGUAUAGAAAAUAAUGUACCUUACUAUAUAGUUUUUCAAUAUUAUAAUUGUUUUGGGCAGCCAGAAAGGCCCAGAAAGCAGCAUCUGAUUGAUUAUUGUGCUAUGACGAUUAUGGGACUGGUAAAUUAAUUAUUCAGUGAUUAGAAUGCCAACUAUAGUGCAGAAACUUUAACUUACAUAUUUUCAACUGAGAAAGUGGCUUUAAUAUGAAAUUCUUGCAAUA